Molecule: messenger RNA, 1286 nt
Organism: Acanthoscelides obtectus
Lineage: Eukaryota; Metazoa; Arthropoda; Insecta; Coleoptera; Chrysomelidae
Source: the annotation of a GenBank genome assembly
CGUCAACGCUGUCAAGCUGCCAUGUUUCAUGUUUCCUUUACCGCUAAAAAUGUGCCGACGUGUGGAGUGGCUUGGAACAAUGCUGCUCCGAAAUAAUUAUUAUAGUUCCAGUUUCUGCCACCCAUGUUUCAAGAUUGGACUAGGUUAAAAAAAUACAGUUUCAUUGAAGGAAUGCUCUGUUGGUUUCUCAGCAAGCAUUUGUGAUGCUCCUUCAACUUCGGCUGCAAGCCAUGUAAAUUGGCUGUCAAAAGAAGUAACAAAGACUUGACAGAUGUAAGUACAAUUGAACACGAUCACUGCCUAUUCUAAGCCAGAUUUUGUAGUACAGACUCAUUAUCAAGAUACAUUUCUGUCAGACGCUUCGAGUUCAUGCCUUACACAAUUAGAAGUAAGUAAAAGUCAAUUAACAGAAAGGGAAUCUAAAAUGUAUCAAAUUCACCGCAACACAAAGUGACGUUAACAUCCCCCAAUGCCCUAGAUGUCGGGAAGCACUGUUCUCUGAUGAGUUGACCCCAUUCCAGUUGUAUGUUCAUUUCAAGGAACAGGACAACGAGCAGAGGCUGACAUACGCAAAUGACAAACUAAGUCAUCUACUAAAUGUUAUCCAUGUAAAACUGUAUAGUUUUUUGGAUAAGUUCGCCCAUUUGCCUAAUGAUCAAGCCUCCUUCAAACCAGGUCUGAUACAACUGCUUGAAAAUUUUCAGCCUUGCAAUUUUCAUGAUGACCUCAAAAAUAUCAUUAACAAAUGCAUCAGACUGACAAUAUUCUAGUAUAUUAAACAUAAAAAUUCUUUUAAAAGACCUCUUGGAACAUCUGAUGGUCAUUCAAGGAAAAUGAAAAAGCUGAAUGCCACCAGGUAAAUCAUUUUCGAAUAUCUGCUGCUGGUUUUUUUAUUAUUUCAUGUACCUCCAUGGAUGAACCAUCACAAACCCGACUGUGACAUACCUGACCAGGACAUUUUUACCAUAUUGUGAUAGAAUUUUUUUAUUUUAUUUUUUAGAAUUUUAUGUUGAGUUAUUAAAUUACUAUAUAUGGCCUGUACCAUAUACAUACAGGCUUUACUCAUGUAAAAUAAAUGUAAAAUUUUGCAAAUUAAUGUUUAUUCAGAAGUUUAGUGUUGUUUGAUUAACGAAAUCUUGUACCCUUUACAUACAGAUUUCACAAUAUUUUUGUUAUUGAAUUUUUGUUGAGUGUGGUAUCAUGGGUUUUUUGUAGUUUCCUUUUGAUCAUAUUCUGAUUCUUCAUUGCACUAAAUUACAAAUGUACCACAUUACGUUAUCUACCAG